UGAAUUAAAGAAGGCGAAGAAUAACGCAAGAAUAAGCACCAAAAAAAUACGAAAGGCGCAAGCCACGGCCCAGCGAGCAGCGGCGCUGGGCACAUGGGCGGCGAGCGAGGCGCAACGCCGGCGGACAGCAGUUGUUGCGAGGAGAGCAUCUGAAGCGAGCUGCCGUCGGCGCGGGCGGACUCGUGAAAGCGCAAGGCGCGUCAGCCGCAGGUGUGCGCGCCUCCACCGGCAAGCAGAGCCCCGGCCCUUGAGCCGCCGCGCGCGCGCGCUCGCGCCCACGACGCUGUUCUGCCGUCACUGCUGCCCACCGAGGCGCGUCCCCCCAUGCGCGCACUUAGGCCUAGCUAGAAGAACGCCGCCGCACGAGACGAUCACCACGACGACACACGCACGGGGCCGGAUUACGAGAGGCGAGCAAAGCGGCGCAGCGCGACCACGUCCCUCAUGUCCGUGGCCAACACCGAGAGCUCGAUGACUCUGAGCCAGAGCAUGGAUUCCGUCAACACGGUCGCCGAGGAAGAGGUGCGAACACUCUUCGUGAGUGGCCUUCCCAUGGACGCAAAGCCCAGGGAACUCUACCUGCUAUUCCGUGCCUACAAGGGUUAUGAAGGAUCUCUGCUGAAAGUCACACAAAAGAAUGGAAAGACAUCUUCGCCAGUAGGUUUUGUAACAUUUUCCUCACGAGCUGGAGCAGAAGCCGCCAAGCAGGAGCUUCAAGGCGUGCGGUUCGACCCCGACCUUCCACAGACCAUCCGGCUCGAGUUCGCCAAGAGCAACACAAAGGUUAGCAAACCGAAACAGCAGUCUCCUCCCGCCGCGGCCACGCACCCGACACUCCUGCACCCUAUCACGGGACAAAUCGGCGCCGCCCUGCUGCCGGGGACCCACGACGGCUGGCCACACCACCCCCUCUCCUACGCUGAAGUGCCCGUCACCACUACCCUGCACACUGCGGCUCUCAUGCACCCGGCCCUCCAUGCGCAGCUGCCCCCUCCGUUGACGAUGCCGCACCCACUGUCGCACGCGGCGCUGGCCGGCAGUGCAGCUGCGAUGCACGCGACCAUGCCGCCCCCGCACCUGGUCACCAGCCCGGCGCUCGCGUCACCUGUCGGCUCCACCUCGUCUUCGGCUGCCGCAGCGGGAACGCCACCCUGCUCCACGCUGUUCGUGGCCAACUUGGGACAGUUCGUCUCCGAGCAGGAGCUCAAGGACCUCUUCGGAAGUUUCCCGGGUUUUUGCCGCUUGCGUAUGCACAAUAAAGGUGGCGCUCCCGUAGCUUUUGUCGAAUAUCAAGACGUCCGCCUUGCAACACAUGCUAUGAAUGCCUUGCAGGGCUGUGUACUGUUCUCCUCAGAUCGAGGUGGAGUCCGCAUUGAAUUCGCCAAAAACAAGAUGGGAGAGGUAUCCCGUGAAUGAUGAACUGCAACAGUCGAGAAAACGCUUCAAGUUUCCUUAGGUGAAUCUCGGUGUGUGCUCGAGAGGUGUACACAGCAGGCUGCAGUGCAAGCAACCAAAGGCGAAGGCUUGGACAAUAUUUUCAGUACAUUGCAUUAAUCGCGUUUCCCGUGGGAGGCGCCACUAGUUUGUGAUGAAAAAAAAAAGUUAUUUAGGCAAGCAAUGAGUGUUUAGUGAAUAUUUUUUUUCUUGUUUUCUUUUGUUUUGUAUACUGUCUUAUUGUCUUGCUACCCUUUAUAGUGCUUCGGCGUAUCGGCACAGCGCUGCUUUUAUUCGUGUGAGGUGACGAUACUGUAUUGGUGUGAUAGAUGAGUAUAGUUUAGAAGUCUGUUGUGCGGAGCGCCGACUACCUUUGACGCUUCAAAACGUCUUUGUUGGGAGUGUCUCAGUACGCGCUUAGUGUUCAUUUCCUCUCGUUUUGUCUUCUAAAAGCUGUCCUUGCUGAUACAGUGCAUCCCGACGUCUUGUGCUUACAUUCACGCGGUUGUGCCAUGUGUUGGAUCGCGCUUGCGGAAAACUGCGGAAAAGGAUAUUUGUGAACUCUGCAUGAUACUCCAAAGUACAGCCAGCUAAUACAACUAUCACGAAUAGAUGUUGAGACCAAAGAGACAGCUGUUUGAACCGAAAAACAGAAAGAAAUUGGGUUCACAAUGUUGUACUAGUCACAGUGUACAAAGAAAAACUGUAAUCACUAUAUUUAUAGCAAGACGAUCUUUAUCGUGUGUCUUCAUAAAGAUAUAUCCUAAAUUUAAAGCUUAACUUAUUUAAUUAAUAGAGGGAACUUUUAUUGUGCCAGCACUCAAAAUAAGAUGCGGACUUUUUAAGAAUAGUACUGUGAACAGGGAAAGCGUAACAUCACAGACAUCAAAGCAUACUUUGCUUCAGAGAUAUAUUUUUGUGAGGCAGUAACGUUCCCAGUGACCUUCGAAUCCAACUGACUUUGUGUAUUCUUUGAACUCAUUACUAAUGCCUUUUCUCUAUCAAUAAUCAUUUGCUUUUUUCAUUAUUUUUGGGUCGUGCCGAUAUGUUUAUUUUGUUAUGUAAUUUACAAGUGCUACUUUUUUCAUUCAUAACCAUUGAAUAUGUUACUGCUUGUUUGGACCAUUUUUGCAUGAUUAUUCUGUAUUGUAUUUUUUGUUACUAAAGCUAUUUAAUUAUAAACAUUGA
Messenger RNA from Dermacentor albipictus, 2622 nucleotides. Its product is annotated as RNA-binding protein, mRNA-processing factor 2a-like. NCBI's taxonomy places the organism in Eukaryota, Metazoa, Arthropoda, Arachnida, Ixodida, Ixodidae. The record is from RefSeq and is a predicted model, not a curated record. Gene Ontology annotation, molecular function: mRNA binding.